Molecule: messenger RNA, 960 nt
Organism: Annulohypoxylon truncatum
Lineage: Eukaryota; Fungi; Ascomycota; Sordariomycetes; Xylariales; Hypoxylaceae
Product: glutathione-dependent formaldehyde-activating GFA
Exons: 2
Coding region: 136-636 (166 amino acids)
Molecular function (GO): carbon-sulfur lyase activity
Source: RefSeq, a predicted model, not a curated record
GGAUUUGUAUAAGAGAUUUAUUCUAUCUACUCCAAGAACUCAACCCUUAAGCUGAAAUAUAUGGAUUAAGACUACAAUUCAAGAAUAAAAAGACAUUGACUUACGGGAUUCGUAUUGAUUCAUUAUCCAAAUAAGAUGUCUGAACCAACGCCCAUCGACUUCCCGAAACCGACGUCUAUUACAGGGGGCUGUCUCUGUGGCGCCAUCAGAUACAAGGUUGACUUCCCUAGUGACCAUGAUUUCUUGAAUUUGAGUAGAACAUGCCAAUGUACACAAUGUCGACGCAGCACGGGCAGCCUGUUUCUUCUAGCGCACACUGUCCCGUUGAGCGGCUUCGCAUUCUUAACCCCUACUACGACGCUUAAAAAUUUCAAUGCGACGCCGGGUUUUCAGCGCGCAUUCUGUACCGGCUGCGGAAGUUUUCUGUAUUGGCGGGACGAGUCGCGCGACGAUGUUGCAUUAGCGGUAGGGACCGUGGACCCGGAGUUCCUAUCCGAGUACGGGUUCGCGCUUGCGAAUGCCUCGGGAGACAAUGUUUGGUGCCAGAAUGAGAUCAAGGGCGUUACCGAUGGGAUGAUUGGUAAGGAGAGAGGCAUCAAAUGGGCGACGAGUAGCAAAGAAGGCAUUAAAAUGUAAGAUGCAGCGAAGUGCUAAUGCGUACUUACGUCAAUAAUGAAGUCUAGGAAAGAUGUCGAGUAACUGCCCGUGACUGGCUCGUCAGUGGGAUUAAAGAUGAUUCUAAAAUAACAAACUGAGCGCUAAACAUUAUGAAGGCAGGAGGGGUAGAGACACUAGCUUGUGAUUAUAUUGGCGCUUUAGAAAGUUGUUCAACUAAGCGAUCAUUAUCUAAGAAACUGUAGGAAGGCAUCAGUGGUUUAGUGGUAAAAUCCAUCGUUGCCAUCGAUGGGCCCCGCGUUCGAUUCGCGGCUGAUGCAUAUAUAUUUUGCCUUUCGACAUGUA